Messenger RNA from Pleuronectes platessa (European plaice), 2476 nucleotides. RefSeq names its product calpain-2 catalytic subunit. Gene Ontology annotation, molecular function: calcium ion binding; calcium-dependent cysteine-type endopeptidase activity. Gene Ontology annotation, cellular component: cytoplasm. Gene Ontology annotation, biological process: proteolysis. NCBI's taxonomy places the organism in Eukaryota, Metazoa, Chordata, Actinopteri, Pleuronectiformes, Pleuronectidae. The record is from RefSeq and is a predicted model, not a curated record. Bases 57 to 2255 code for a protein of 732 amino acids. The transcript has 20 exons.
AGACACACACACCAGGAGACUCACAAGCAGACAGGACGGGUCACACGCCGCUGAAUAUGUCGGGCAUCGCGAGCAAACUCGCGCACAACCGCGAGCGAUCGCAGGGGAUCGGGAGCCACUCGCACGCGGUGAAGUACCUGAACCAGGACUACGAGGCCCUGAGGGACAGCUGCCUGGAGAGAGGGCGCCUGUUCGAGGAUGACAGCUUCGAGGCGCUGCCCUCAUCCCUGGGCUUCAAAGAGCUGGGGCCAAGCUCCUACAAAGUGCGGGGCGUCACCUGGAAGAGACCCACGGAGUUGACCUCAAAUCCAAAAUUCAUAGUUGAAAAUGCCACCAGGACGGACAUUUGCCAGGGAGCACUUGGUGACUGCUGGCUCCUCGCAGCCAUCGCCUCCUUGACCCUCAACAAACAGGUUCUGACUCGGGUCGUACCCCACGACCAGAGCUUUGACAAGAACUACGCAGGCAUCUUUCACUUCGAGUUCUGGCAGUUUGGGGAGUGGGUGGAUGUGGUGGUCGAUGACCGUUUGCCCACCAAAGAUGGGGAGCUGCUGUUUGUUCACUCAGAGGAGGGAUCAGAGUUUUGGAGUGCACUGCUGGAGAAGGCCUAUGCCAAGAUAAAUGGAUGCUACGAGGCUCUCUCUGGAGGCAGCACCAUUGAGGGUUUUGAGGACUUCACUGGAGGCAUUUCUGAGAGCCAUGACCUGAAGAAGGCUGAUCCCCAUCUCUUCAAAAUCAUCAAGAAGGCCCUGGACAGAGGAUCCCUUCUGGGAUGCUCCAUUGAUGUUUGUUUGAGUUUCUUGUUUUACUUUUCAUGGAGUAUUGUUGGUGUUCUCUUGGGAUCUGGUAGUUUUGACCUUAAUACUUUUUCCUCUCUGUCCCAGAUCACCAGCUCCAGUGAUUCAGAAGCUGUCACCAGUCGCAAGCUGGUGAAGGGUCAUGCCUAUUCAUUGACGGGAGCAGAGCAGGUGGAUUACAACGGUGACAUGGUGCAGUUGAUCAGGAUUAGAAACCCAUGGGGUCAGGUGGAGUGGAAUGGAGACUGGAGUGACAGUUCUCGCAACUGGAGAUAUGUGAGUGAUGAAGAUCGGAAGAGGCUGACCAACCGUUCUGAGGACGGGGAGUUCUGGAUGGCAUUUCGUGACUUCCUGCACCAAUAUUCUCGCCUUGAGAUCUGCAACCUCACCCCUGAUGCCCUCACGGACGAAUUCUCGAAAUGGGCAGAGUCCGAGUUUGAGGACACAUGGAGGAGGGGCGUGUCAGCUGGCGGCUGCAGAAACUUCAUAGAUUCCUUCUGGAUGAAUCCUCAGUUUGUCAUUAAGCUGAAUGAGGUGGACGAUGACCCUGAUGAUGGCGAGGAGGGCUGCACCUUCAUCGUGGGCUUGAUGCAGAAGAACAAGCGUCGCAGGAGAACAAUGGGGGAGGACAUGGAGACGAUCGGUUUUGCCAUCUACGAGCUGCCUGAGGAGUACUCUGGCAAAAGGCAGGUUCACCUGAAGAAGGACUUCUUCAAGUACAGCGCCUCAGCAGCUCGCUCCGAGACCUUCAUCAACCUGAGAGAAGUGUGCGGCCGCUUCUGUCUUCCCCCGGGAGAAUACCUCAUCAUCCCCUCCACCUUCGAGCCCAACAAAAAUGGAGAUUUCUACGUGCGGGUGUUCUCUGAGAAAGAGGCUGAUUUCCAGGAGAUCGAUGAUCCUGUGGAAUGCCAUGUCGAGGAGAUUCAUAUUGAUGAAGAUGACAUCGGUGACCGUUUCAGGAAUCUGUUCGAUCAGCUUGCCGGACACGAUGUGGAGAUUUCUGUGUUCGAGCUUCAGAAAAUCCUCAACAGAGUGGUGAGCAAGAGAGACGACAUCAAAACCAGUGGAUUCAGUCUGACAACCUGCCGCAACAUGGUCAACCUGCUGGAUAAAGAUGGAAGCAACAAGCUGGGAUUGGUGGAGUUUAAGAUCCUGUGGUCAAAGAUUGAGAAGUUCCUGGAUCUUUACAAAGGGAAAGACGUAGACCGCAGUGGCUGUAUGAGCUCCUCUGAGAUGCGGAUGGCCGUUGAGGAGGCUGGUUUCACUCUGAACAACCCUCUGCAUCAGAUCAUUGUGGCCCGUUACAGUGAACCAGACCUCUCCAUCGACUUUGACAACUUUGUGUGCUGCCUGAUUCGCUUGGAGUCGCUCUUCAAGACCUUCAAUGCCCUGGAAAAGGACGGGACAGGUCGCAUAGAGCUGGGUUUUACUCAGUGGCUGAAUCUAACGAUGCUGUAGAGGAUUUCUGACAGUUCACAGGGGAAGGAUCCAGUUUUGUGUGGAAGUCUCAUCAUACCUGGGUAUUGGCUGCAGGUUUUCUGGUGAAUGUCUUUUGCGAUGAAUUGAUAUUAAAUUUGAGUGGAAACUAUUCCCGAUUGUCUGAUUUUCCAUUAACACAAUAAUACCAAUGUCAUAUAAUAAUGGGUUUAAUAAGUAUUCAAUAAAACAAUAGAUAUUUA